AGAAUGUGUAUAUUUCGAAUCAUGCAGCGACCUAACCGCCAUAUUCCCUCCAUACAGUGCUGACCUGGGGGAGCUACGGCGAACGGAGAAACUUCGGCAGAAUGCUUCAGAGAAACCUCCGCACCUCCCGCUUCUCUCAACUCUGAACGUUUAUUGAGCCCUCCCAUCCAAACACUCUUUUAAAUUUUUUCGCCCUGCAGAGUCCCUGUCGCAACUAUUCAGCACCUUCUGAAUCCUUUUACCUAUUAAGACUAGAGCCCCACUAUUAUCCUCACUGAACGGACUCCCAAAGCCACUUUGAAGAUGCCUGCGCCAGCGGCCAACAAGCGCGUCAAGAAUAAGCGCAUAAGUCGAAAUAUCAUCAUCGGCUCAGAAGCCUACACCCUCCCCCCACUCGGCGAUCCCUCCCGCCCAAAGGGCAUCCCCGAUGACCACACGAAACGAUGGACAGUAUACGUGCGACAGCCGCAAGGUGACCCUUCCCUCACGACUUGGUUGAACAAGGUGCAAUUCAAGAUCUUCAAUACCUACGAGAACCCCUUACGGACUUGCGAAAACCCACCAUUUGAAGUGACAGAAACGGGCUGGGGUGGCUUCAACAUCGACAUCCGAUUACACUUCCAACCCCUCAGCGGCGAAAAGGCGCAAUACCGCCAACACUUCCUGCAGCUCGAAAAAUACGGCGACGAGAAGCAGCAAGCGACGCAAGAAGCCUCGGGUCUAGUCCGCGCCGAGUUCCUCGAAGUCGUGCAAUUCAACGAGCCUACUGAAGCGCUAUUCGAAGCCCUGACGUCGGAAGAUCAAUGGCACUACCUGCAAAUGCCGGCGAAAGGCGGGAAGAAGGCGGCGAUGAUGGCGGCGCAGAUGGGUGGGCGCCCGAAACGCGGGUACCCCAAUGGAGAGCGGAGUGCGCAAUUACCGGAUAAGGGAGGCGACGAUGUGCCAUUCAGUCAGGAGCAAGAGCAGGCGUUAAUACAGUCUAUUCGGGAGAAGAUUGGGGUUGUGGAAAGGGAGUUGGAGGAGGAGACUAAGAGGCGGGACCAGACCGAGAAGAGGUUGAAGGGGUUGAGGGCUGAGUUGGGACAUGAGGCUGCGCAACAGGCGGCUCAGCAGGCGAGUGGGGAUCGGAGUCGAAGGAGAUAGAGACAUGUCACGAUUUCAAGUCAGGCUCUCGAUAUGACAUGGCGUUCUGGGACAAAAAGAUAUCUUGCAUUAUUUGGCGUUGGAAGGCUACAUAUUGUGGGAAUCGGUAUCUGUGAUAAGAAGAUGUCACAGUAGGUCACUGAAUUUUAUACAGGUGCUGAUCGUUUUGGAUACUCUCAUUCAUACCGCAACUUGCACUGCAUACGCUUUGCCAACGCGGAAUAGGGUACGAGUAAUGCA
Molecule: messenger RNA, 1383 nt
Organism: Lindgomyces ingoldianus
Lineage: Eukaryota; Fungi; Ascomycota; Dothideomycetes; Pleosporales; Lindgomycetaceae
Product: yeats-domain-containing protein
Exons: 4
Coding region: 304-1143 (279 amino acids)
Biological process (GO): regulation of DNA-templated transcription
Source: RefSeq, a predicted model, not a curated record